This is a messenger RNA of Symbiodinium natans, 1875 nucleotides long. NCBI's taxonomy places the organism in Eukaryota, Dinophyceae, Suessiales, Symbiodiniaceae. The record is from the annotation of a GenBank genome assembly.
AUGGACGUUCCCACUUUCAUAUAUUCGAAUUAUUCGAACACGAAGAUUGAAGUCCGGGAUGAGCCGAUUCACGUGUGGCAGUUCGCUUUUGAUUUGCGUGAAGUACCGGGAGCUAGCGACGAAGUCGUGGUGUUGUACCAUUACACUGACGAAACUUGUUUCAGGAACGUGGGAAACUUGAAGCAGACCGCGACCGAACUUUGGGCGUCCCUUGUGUACGAGCGAGCGCACUUCGGCCUGGGGAUCUACGCGACGCAGCACGAGCCUGCGGUCUGGGGCAAUCGUAUGAGAGUCCUGCUCAACAACUACAGCAAUGGCGAUCCGCUUCGCGAAGACCCACUAUCGGACGAUGGGCAGAAGAGGGACAGCCAGUGGGGAUCAGGCCGAGGAGAAGGGCACCGGGCGGCUUACUGUGUACCUCUUAUAGUUCCCAAGAACUUUGCCUACAAUGUUCAUACGACUCCGACUCCUGACAUGGCCGAGCUGGGAAUCCCCGCAGGCUACGACUACCAGAUGCGGCCUCUGCAUGAAAACCGAGAUGUUUGGAUAGUUCGCCUUGCAGAUGAUGAGAAGCUGCAUGCCAUCAUGCCAUACGUCAGCCUGUUGGGACUCCUGGAGAAGCGUGUGGCUGACUUGCAGCAAAACGAGCCCACGAGCGAUGCCACCCUUGAAUGGAUGGCUGAGAUGUCUUUCUGGCUCAGAGCCCAAGACAGGACUGACCAUGCCGACCAGCUUCUGCAAGACGUUCUGGCGCGCAAUGAGAAGAGAAGUACCCGGCACCCCCGAACCGACGCAUGGACUUCUGAAUUGAAGAACGCGAAGCUCUUCGGCUUGGACAGCAUGUUGUCUGACAUUGGCGGCCGCCUGGCUGGCCGGGCUGGCGCAGGCAACACAAGCAGCGCAUGCGCCGCCCUCGCAGUGUCAGGCUCGAAGGUCGAGACAGCCGAGGUUAUUUCAAGCUCGCAUGAAGCAUCCGACCUGGCAAAGGGCUCCGACAAGUUUGUGCAUUUCGGAAUCCUGUGCGAUGGGCCCUGCAAGGCCAAUCCGAUUGUUGGAGCCCGAUUUCAAAGUGAGGUGCGUGAGAACUUUGACCUGUGCGAGGAGUGUUUCGUCAAGGCGCUGGAGCACGGGGAGGCUGAGAAGGACUUCCUUCGCAUCGACGACACUUGGGCAGGGGUAAGGAUGAUGGGUCCCGCGGGCGAUGCAUCAGUACAUGCUGCGCUGCGCACGGGUUUCCACAUAGAGCCUUUCCGGGCGAGAUGGCGUGAGACCGAGAAGGAAGGCAAGAAAACCUACCAGGAACACUUCGACUUGUGUGCAGGGCUCGGGGUGGCCGGGUGUGGGUCCCUACUCCUAGCACACCGAUCUUUGCUGGGAAACGCCUUGAUCAUGCAGGGGCGUCUCACGGAUGCGAGGCACGAGUACGAGGACAUCUUGAGCAAGCAACGGAAAGCUCUAGGCCCCAGGCACCCUGACACCAAUGAUACCAUGGACAUGUUAGGCAGGGUUCUGGUCCGACUUGGUCAUUUGAGUGAUGCGGAAGCCUGCUACAGGGAGUCUUUGCAAAGCCGCAGGGAGAGGCUGGGUGAGUGGCACGCUGAUACUCUUGGAACCAAAUACGGCUUGGUACAAAUUCUGGUGUCUCCAUGCAUUCAGCAGUUCAAAGAAGCGGAGGCCCUGUGUGAGGACAUCAUCCGCGGACAUGAAAGCCAUGGCAACACAUCAGACGCAGCUGCGGUAAAGCUCAUGCUGGCAGAGGUGCAGCAGGCCCAAAGCUGUCCAGAAGCUGCUCAGCGCCUACAGCUUUCAGCAGCCGCUUCCAUCGCAGAGGUCAUCGGAUCGGCGGACGUCGCCAAGUGGCUGUGCGAAGGCUAA